GCAUCGUUAAUGUUCCCCAUCAUAUGACAGAGACAUACCCCUCUCAUGAUUCGCUACAAAAAUUACGUAUUCGUGACGCCUCUCACACACGAUGGCCUCGCGUAACCUGAAAGCGUUCAUUCCCCCGCAUCCUAAAUACCUGCUUUCACUGUGCAAACCCGCGCAAGUCUAACAUGUCAUUGAUGACGUUUUGUUUUCACUUACGAAACGUCCAAUCCAAUCAUUCAAGCACUCACGGCACGGCUUGAGAACGCCUCAGGCAGAUGCGGCGUAAGCUCCCGCCUCUCUUCUUAUAAGCUCCGCCGCCCCAGCCUCGAGCUUCUUUCUGCUUCUUAUUAGCUUCUUCAUCGCUUCGAAGCUUGAGAAUCUUUCAAUUGAGUAGCUUUUAAAGAUUUUUGUCGACAUGGAGGCUUUCAAGACUCAUGGAGGGGUUGCUCCCAUUCCCACCGUCGUUCCCGAACCGACUCACUACCAAACCAUCGGCCACAAUGGCGUUCGCGCUCUAUGGGUUCUCUUCGUCGCUAUGACAGUCGUGUCUGCCAUCUUCGCCCUGCUAUCAUGGAACGUUGCCGUGCAGCGUCGCAUCUUUUACUUCCUCACAACUCUCACCACCAUCAUCUCUGCCCUCGCCUACUUCGCCAUGGCGUCUGGUCAGACAUCGUACUUCAACUGCACCAGCGUGAGGGAUCACCACAAGCAUGUUCCUGACACCCACCAUGAAGUCUGUCGCCAGGUCUUCUGGGCCCGAUAUGUUGACUGGACGCUCUCGACACCGCUGCUUGUCGUCGAGCUUUGUCUCCUCGCGGGUGUUGAUGGUGCGCAUACCAUCUUUGCCGUCAUUGCUAAUGUGAUCUUUGUUCUCGCGGGUGCUUUCUCCGCUGUUGGACAUGCCAACACUGCCCAGAAAUGGGGAUGGUAUGCUAUCAGCGUCAUCGCCUUUGUCUUCACCAUCUGGCACGUCGCUGUCCCCGGCUCCCGAACCUCUCGUGCCCGCGGCACUAAGAUCGCUCGCCUCUUUGGCUCCAUCUCCGUCGCUUCUCUCAUCCUCUGGCUCGUCUACCUUGUUGUCUGGGGUGCCGCUGGUGGCGCUUGGAAGGUCAAGGUCGGUACCGAGGUCGUCAUCUACGCCGUCCUCGACGUCCUCACCAAGGCUGUUCUCGGCCUCUGGAUCAUCACUGCUACGCGACAGAACCGCGACACUACUCCCGAGAUUGGAGGUUACUGGACCAACGGUGCUGGUGCUGAGGGCACCAUCCGCGUUGGCGAUGACGAGGAUGGAGCUUAAAUGCGCCCCCGAAAAAAAGUCAAUCAAGUCCACGGAACAAUCCCGCAUCGGACGUCAUUGUUUUACAAACUUUCCGCUCACGAUUUGACGAGUGGUUUUUAAGCCCGAGCCAGCCGGUAUGGAUUGGAAUGAAUGAUCAAGAUUGUAUGUUAUGGAAUGAGCUGGGCAAAAUUGCAACGCAACGCGAUAACAUGCUCGAUUGAAAGGGAAUUGGGCGUUUGGGGCGUCAAUACGAGACAUGUACCUUAUGAUGCAAGUUAGUAGUAGCUUCAAUGUGAUGGGACACGAAUACGACAUACCCCUCUUGACUGUGACACCAUUCUGAGUUCCUGCAUGUCGACCUUAUGCGUCUGCAUCAAAUCAUGCCAUUUUGACGACAGAUGAUAUGAUAUAUUUUUAUGGUGAACGGCACUUUGCAUGAAUUGUUCUGUCUACCGAAUGCAUGACAAAACCCGCAAAAGUCUCCGAAAGGUCCCGUGUCUCGGCUGCCAUCAUCCUGCCGCUCUCAAUAAUUUGACGGAGUCCGAACAAGGAUACGGAUUACAACCCCAUUGCAUCAACACUCCAUCAAGGUUCCCAGACCAUGGCAUGAAUCAAUUGAAGCAUUUUGCAAGCGCGAUUCCAACUUAUCCGGACAACUAGUUACUACACUCCUUCAAGCUGCCACCAAUGGCUUGAUCCGACUUUUGGAUACGCUUACCAGGUAACCGAAUAUCUUUGUCUCAUCUUUGCCUUUCUGAUGAGCGACUCGAUUCCUCAAUCAUGUGAGUUAUGAGGCCGGGUCUCGUCAAGAAAGCUUAGUGAUAGGCUACCAUGAUAAACGCGCGAGAUAUGGAACAGCCACGUCCAUGUAUUUAACGUACUGCUUUAGUUCGUCUGUUCACCAACUCGACAGGCCAUCGCUUCGUGAUACAAUCUGGCAGCUAACAUAAAUACAAAUCUCAACCAGGUUCAAUCUUGAAGUUCAUCAUGUCAUAGAUAAAUAGUAUGUAGCCCACCCAACCCUUCCUAUUUUCCGAUUCCAAGAUGGCCUUGCAACUCAACCCGCUGAUCCUAAACAACGCAACCAUAGCACUUCUUCCAUGUAGUUGAAUACAUAACCAGAUAAGCAAGGAACUCCGAGCCAUUAUUUCUCUCAUAGGAGUAUAUUCGAGGGGAGUAGCACGCACUUGUAAAGUGAAUAUCAAUUCCUCACUGACUAAAGUCUUACGUAUUUUGCUAGACAGUUUAUCUUCUAGCCUACUGCUAAAAUCUAUAUCACUUGGCAGAUGCUGCCUCACUACCAGCUCCAUUUCGUUCCUCAGUCUCAAGACCAGCAAGAACAGCCCUUUCAGCAGCUGUUCCUUUGUGAGCGGUAAUCUUGCACAGCAGAGGCAAAACAGAGGCAAGAAUUGCACCCACUCCUAGGAACGCAGCAGUGACACCAAAGCCAAUGUGAUACGCCGGUGAGUCCCUCGUAGGCCAGAUUCGACUUCCAUAGACACUAGAGAAAUUUCCAAAAGCAUUGACGAGCGCAAGGACGAUGGCGCGCUUCUCUGGGGGCAGGCUCACAGUUGCGCUGGCCCAUGAGAGAAUCAAAGGAAGUGCUGACCAGAUUCCAGAAGCCACCAAGCAGAUCAUCACGUAUCGCACGAUGGGAUUCUGAACGGCGGCGCACACGACACUGCCGAUGCAACCGAGGGCGAGUGCCGAUGUAAUAUGCCAGCGGCGUUCGAUAUGACGAUCUGAGGACCAGGCGACAAAGAUGAGCACUACAGUAGCCACAGCGUAGAUGGGCACCGUCAUGUACUGAGCUUCAACGGAGUCGUAACCAAGUGUCUUUGUGAUUGUCGGGAUGAAGUAAGAGAUUGUUCCUGCGCCGACAUCCAGCAUGAAGAGGACAAUGAAGAUGUAAGUUCGGGGAUCUGAAACAGCAGCGACGAAGGCUUGCCAGUGAGUGAGUCGACCGCUAAGACUGCUCGUUGAGGCGAGACCAUCAGCAACGAUGCGAAUCUGAGCCAGUUGACGUUCUUGGGGGCUGAGGCGCUUUGAGUUAUGAGGAUAGUCAAGCAGCACAAAACAAGCAAUGAUACCAACACCAACAGUGGCUACCCCUUCAAUGAUAAAGAGCCAGCGCCAUCCCGUGAUGCCAUGAGCAUCAUGCAUGCCAGAUGUGAUACCACCAGCAAGUAGACCACCGAAAGCACCUGAGAGAACCGCAGCAGCGUAGAAAAUAGCAAACCGCUUGCCCAGCUCAGCACGCGUAUACCACGAACUUAGGAGGUAUAAAACACCCGGGAAGAAGCCGGACUCGAUGCAGCCGAGGAGGAAGCGAAAGGCGAGGAUGGUGCUGUAGUUCUUGCUGACGGACAUGACGGCGGAAAGGCAGCCCCAGACGAUCAUGAUGCCGGGGAGGAAUAACGAGGGUCGGCUGCGGGAGAGGAUCAUGUUGGAGGGGACUUCGCAGAUGAGAUAGCCGAAGAAGAAGAUGGACAGAACCCAUGCGUACAUCUCAUCUGUGAGCUUAAGGUCGUCGCCCAUACCCGCGAUCUUUGCGUUACCCUGAAGCAUGUAAGAUAUACAUGAUCCAUAAGAUAGGCAUGAGGAAAAGGUCGAUCUUCCUGACGAGCUUCUUCUCCUCAGGGCUGCCGGGGGUGUAAUCUCUCAGAGCGUCGGACAGUUCUUGCGAGAUGCCGACUUGCUCAUGAUGCUCACCAGCUUUGGGCAUUUCCUUCUCGUCGCUCAUCGUGCCAAUAUCUGGGUCUUUGAAAGACUGUGAGAAGGGCGGGCUGUAUAGUGAGGCACUUGAGGAUCAAAGCAAGGUGGCGUGUGCUGGAGGAGUCCAAGAGUCUGGAGAAGAGGAUUGGAGUACAGAGACAAGGAUUGAAGCAACCGAGAUAGGGCCAACAACGAACUUAAAUACGAAAACCCGCCUCCAUGUUAUAAUCCCCAGCUAAUGCUACGCUAUAAAAACCAUGGGUAAGCCUUCGAACUCAAUGUGGAUCGCCCCAUGGGGUAAGGUCCGGGGCACGAAGACCGGGGACGUAGGUAUUGUCAUCUCCACAAGAGGGGCGGAGGAAGAAACACUCUAGACUUUGGCUCGAUGGUGCGGCACGUAGGCCGCUCUUGAGCAUGGGGUAGGGCGGCCUUCGCACCGAGUGGAAGAUGUAGUUCGGCAUUGCGACAAGCUAGCUAGUCAUGGGCAGAAUGGGGGGGGGGGUUCUUGGCAGAGAUUGCUUUAGCGGCAAUAAAGACAUAAUCAGCGGAGUGCCGAUGGAUGGAACAAAUUUGGCAGUAAUUGGUCUUUUGAUUAUUAUGUAUGCUAAUUAAUGAUGGUAUCUACGAUUACUCUGCC
Fusarium verticillioides 7600 is the source of this 4619-nucleotide messenger RNA. RefSeq lists its product as hypothetical. NCBI's taxonomy places the organism in Eukaryota, Fungi, Ascomycota, Sordariomycetes, Hypocreales, Nectriaceae. Gene Ontology annotation, molecular function: monoatomic ion channel activity. The transcript is spliced from 4 exons. Gene Ontology annotation, cellular component: endoplasmic reticulum; plasma membrane. The coding region runs from base 404 to 1285 and encodes 293 amino acids. Gene Ontology annotation, biological process: monoatomic ion transport. The record is from RefSeq and is a predicted model, not a curated record.